AGCUCACCCCCCGUCUCGGGGAUUCGCACUGCCGACCUUCCGAUCGGCAAGCCCUAGGGUGUGAUCCAAGCUGGUACUGGGGAUCAACUUAAGAUGGGGACAAAGCAGCUCCCUAGAACCAACAGGCCUCUUGGAGUGAGCAGCUGUGAGUGCCAGCUUUUGACUCACACAGAGACCUUCCCCAAGCGUGGGGGCUCUGCUGGGUUCUUAAGCAAGGGAGGAAACUUGCAAAGGAAGAGGAAGACUGUGAGCUCAGGGACUGCGCUUAUGACAUGGGAAGAAGGCCGUGUAAACAGAGGCUUAACUCCCUGGGAAGUGGGAGAUGUGCAGAGCAGCAACAGGGCUUCUCUGUGUGCGAUUCUGUGAUUCCAUCCCCUGCUGGCAGCCGAUUUCAGCUUCUCUUGUUUGCACCAGACUGUCUGAGACUGUUGAGACAAAGGUGAGGAGAGACUGAGAAACGCAAGCCCUGGGGAGAGAGAGGGAAGCUCAGGGAAGAUUCAAAUCAAGGCACCUUUGGCAAACUGAGUGAGGUGGGGUCAUGGAAGUGAAGGAAAUAGCUGCUCUAGGCAAAGACUGGACGAAAUGGAGCGAGCCCUGGCUCCUUUCUGCAGAGCAAAGGACUGAAACAGGCUCUGUUGGAAAUCAGUGAGGACUAGAACCUUAUAUGUAGAGCAGAGGGGGCGUGAUGGCGAAGAUUCUCGGCUCCUCCAAGCCGAGGCACAAUGGAUCAAGCCCAAAGGUCAAGCUUUUGGCGUUGACUUACAGAGCCAGUUCUGGGCAUAUGAAGGCGUAAAAAAGAAAGGUGCCUCUGAGCAUGUGCAAAAUGCCAACCUCCUCCCUCCCUCCCUGACCACCACUGUGUCUCCUCUGUCUGGGAUUAGUAGGUGGUGGGUCCUGGCAGGCGCCCUUCCACUCCCCUCGCGCCCCUUUAAAGGUGUCUGGUGGUUCCUGCUGGUUCUCAGUCACCACUUUUCUCCUGAAAGGAGCCCCCCACUAAAAAAGGGGGGGGUUGAUCCACGUAGGCACCUUUCUGAAUGCAAAAAGAGCAGCUGCGGAACAGAGCUUUUGGGUUUGUCCUGAGUCCCCCUGGCUCCCCGGCUCCCUGCUGGAAGAUGCGUCAUCCAAACCCAUUUGAAGUGUGUUUAUUUCAUUGCCUCGGAUGUGAGGUGACUCGAAAAUUUAAGGAACAGGAGACCUGCUGGAUCCAGCCAAAGGCCUCUGAGCCCAGCCUCCUGUCCUUGUGGCAGCCAACCAGAAGGGAGACGACCUGAGCAUAACACCAGCGCACUCCCAGCUUGCGAUUCCUCGUAUUCAGACUGCCGGAUUAGGUCAUAGCUAUAACCUUUGGCAGCUGUAAUCCCUCUAUGAAUGUGUCUAGUCCUCCCCCCUCAAAAAAGCCAUCUAGGUUGGUGGUUAUCAUUGCCUCCUGCUGGGAUUUCCUCACAAGCGCCCACAAGGACCAGCCUGUUGUCACCCCUCAGCUGGAAAGCCCCCCUGUUGCCCCCCAAGAGAGCCAUGGCCUUUCCAAUGCCCCAGAGAAGGAUGGCAGCGAGAAAUGCUUCAAGCCCUCUGGCGGGCUCCUCUCCAGUGGAGACACCGGCUCCCCCCGCACCUACCACGUGACGGCCCUAGCCACCUCUUCCCUGGGGGGCCUCGUUCAGAGCAUCAAAGACCACGUCACCAAGCCCACAGCCAUGGCCCGUGGCCGCGUGGCCCACCUCAUCGAGUGGAAGGGCUGGAGCGCUCCGAGGACGGGCUGGGAGCAGGCCCUGACGGAGGAGGAAAUCUACGCCGACCUCACCGAUGAGCUGAAGGAGGCCUGGUUUGCAGCAGGUGUGGCUGAGCAGUUUGCCAUUGCCGAAGCCACGCUGAGUGCCUGGUCCUCCCUGGAUGAAGAGGAGCUGAAUUAUGGGGGGGAUUCACAGGAAGGCCCCCAGCUCCAAGACCUGAGAGGCCUCUAUCUGUCGCCGGGGACCUUUCUCCUCACCCCGCAGGGCACAGGGAGCCCCUCCAACUUGGACAGCAGCCUCCCGGCCUUCUCCCUCUCCAGCUGCAAGUCCCCCCUCACCACCGGCUGGAGCACCCCGAUGGACAGCCUGGCGAAGGGCUUGCCCCAGGAAGCGGGGCAGGAGAGCCCCGUGGGGUCAUUGUGGCUCCAGCGCAGCAGCACCUCCCUCCGAUAUGUUGACAGCAGCUCCCUCUCGGAGGACGAGGUGUUCUAUAACUAGAGGACUCUGGAGGAAGGGCAGAGGCUGGGCUGGGGGGCUUGGGUCAAGGGUUCCACCGUCGCAUCUGGCGGGCGUUCCUGAGCACUCGAGGAGGUUCUUCAAAUUGUGGCACCCUUGGAUGACGUCUGCUUGCUCAAGCAAGCCCUGGAGGAGGUCACGACAGUUGAAUCACUUCAAUCAUACGCUCCUCCUAUGGGUGCACCCCCCCCAACACCUCCCCCCCCAAAGCAGUUGUUGCUUUUUUGGUGGGUAUAAUCUCACUGCUAGGUAAAAGGUAAAGGG
Messenger RNA from Podarcis muralis (Common wall lizard), 2510 nucleotides. RefSeq names its product family with sequence similarity 131 member C (gene FAM131C). NCBI's taxonomy places the organism in Eukaryota, Metazoa, Chordata, Lepidosauria, Squamata, Lacertidae. The record is from RefSeq and is a predicted model, not a curated record.